Brassica napus (rape) is the source of this 672-nucleotide messenger RNA. RefSeq lists its product as uncharacterized. The record is from RefSeq and is a predicted model, not a curated record. The transcript is spliced from 2 exons. Gene Ontology annotation, molecular function: zinc ion binding. The coding region runs from base 1 to 672 and encodes 223 amino acids. NCBI's taxonomy places the organism in Eukaryota, Viridiplantae, Streptophyta, Magnoliopsida, Brassicales, Brassicaceae.
AUGGUCUGUAAUGCGAAGAGGGCUAUUAUUGCUAGUAGACUGAAGACUAAGUUUACUAAGAGGGCACAUACUGAGAUUGAACUGACAAAGGAGAAGGCAAAAGAUUGCAGAAGGUACUUAGCAUGUGGAAAUUUGCAUGAGAUUGAUCAUCAUAGUGUUACAUAUAGUGUGGACAUGAACUUGCGAACAUGCGGCUGUAUGAAAUGGCAGGUGACAGGAAUUCCUUGUAUACAUGCUGCAUGUGUCAUGAUUGCAAAGAAGAUUAGGUUUGAUGAUUAUGUGGUUGAUUACUACACAACAAGAAAGUGGCGGCAAACAUAUAGUCGAGGAAUCAAACCUGUCCAAGGCAUGAAGUUAUGGUCUAGAUUAGGUAGGAUAGGAGUUCUGCCACCACCAUUUGGAGUAGGAAAUCGUGGAAGACCAAGUAAUCAUAAUAGGAAGAAAGGUCUUAAUGAAUCUUCAUCUUUGUCCAACAAGAACAAGUUAAGCAGGGACAAACGUAUCAUGACUUGCUCUAACUGUCGAGAAGAAGGUCAUAACAUACAAACUUGUGCUAAUGAGAGGGUCGAGAAUGCGCCCAAAAUACCAAGAGGUCGACCAAGAAAAGAAAUUUCGAGAGAUCUAUCUCAAGCACAAGGACCAUCUAAAGGACCAUCUCAGCCCCAAGUGUGA